GGGAAAGACAAAGAAAGGGGUGCGGCAAGUGGCAGGCGCCCGAGGGAGGAGAGUGACCUCAGCGCCAGAGAAGCAUCUGCUCGCAGAGCGAGGGCGGACCGCACUGGAGGAGCCCCUUCUCUCCCUCUCCCCGUCCGAGCUUCGGCUCUCUGCAGCGGCCGUGGCCGGCCGGGGGGCUGUCCUGGGCGUAAAUUGGAGCUCUGGGCUCCCUCGGGGACCAUCUGCUGCCCACAGCCCAGCUGCCAACCCUCCUGCCGCUCCUGCUGGGUCAUGGGAGCCCCAAGUCACACCACCACCUGGGGCAGGGCCCUCUGGGCCCUCCUCCUGACCACACUUGGCUCUGUGGCCAGCCAGCCGCUGGGGGGAGAGUCUGUCUGCACGGCCCAGCCCCUGACCAAGUACAGCAUCACCUUCACGGGCAAGUGGAGCCAGACAGCCUUCCCCAAGCAGUACCCCCUGUUCCGACCCCCCGCACAGUGGUCCUCCCUGCUGGGGGCAGCGCACAGCUCCGACUACAGCUUGUGGAGGAAGAACCAGUACGUCAGCGACGGGCUCAGGGACUUUGCUGAGCGGGGCGAGGCCUGGGCCCUGAUGCGGGAGAUGGAGGCGGCCGGGGAGAAGCUGCAGAGCGUGCACGAGGUGUUCUCGGCGCCCGCCGUGCCCAGCGGCACCGGGCAGACGUCCGCGGAGCUGGAGGUCCACUCGAGGCACUCGCUGGUGUCCUUUGUGGUCCGCAUCGUCCCCAGCCCAGACUGGUUUGUGGGCGUGGACAGCCUGGACCUGUGCGAUGGGGACCGCUGGAGGGAGCAGGUUGCUGUGGACCUUUACCCCUACGACGCCGGGACCGACAGCGGCUUUACCUUCUCCUCCCCCAACUUCGCGACCAUCCCGCAGGACACGGUGACGGAGAUAACCUCCUCCUCUCCCAGCCACCCCGCAAACUCCUUCUACUACCCCCGGCUGAAGUCCCUGCCCCCCAUCGCCAGAGUGACCCUGGUGCGACUCCGGCAGAACCCCAGGGCCUUCGUCCCGCCCGCCCCAGGCCCCGCGGGCGCCGGCGGGGGCAAUGAGAUCGUGGACAGCCUCUCAGUUCCAGAAACUCCGCUGGAUUGCGAGGUCUCUCUGUGGUCGUCCUGGGGGCUGUGUGCAGGUCCGUGUGGGAAGCUGGGAGCCAAGAGCAGGACUCGCUACGUCCGCGUGCAGCCUGCCAACCACGGGGCACCCUGCCCGGAGCUCGAAGAGCAGGCCGAGUGCGUCCCGGACAACUGUGUCUGAGGCCAGAGCCCUGCGGGCCCUCCACCCUGCGUGGGGGCCACGCCCGGUGGUUCAGCGGGCCAAGGGGGGCUUUGUCCAGCAGGCCUCUGAGCUCCAACGCUGACCGACCCCUCCGCGCAGACGUACCUUCGGCUGCUGGAGGCAGCAGGACGUGGGGAGAGGCAUCUCCUUUCAGCAAGCUUUCCUCUCGGGCGCCUGGUCCUGGGACCCACUCUCAUGGGUGAGUUCAGCCCCGAGGUUACAAGUCUCUGCCAUAAAUCCACUUCCUGCUGGUCGGGGGUUGUCUGCGUGCAGACGGUGUGCCCACAGCGCCCACGGGGCCACCUGCAGGAGGGCCACGCACCCCAGGCCCAGGAGCCCAGGACAGCGGAUAUGAAACACCUCAGACCUGCUGUCCCUGGGCUACAGGCACUCACACCUCCGCCUGCCCCGCAGGCCGAGGCUGCCCUGAACAGGUCACGCAGGUCAGGUGGAUAAAGGAGAGCAGGCUCGGACAUCUCACCUUGGCCUUGUCACAUGACCCAUCUCCCUGCACUUGAAUAAAGACUGUUUCCUGACAUCA
This is a messenger RNA of Leptonychotes weddellii (Weddell seal), 1837 nucleotides long. RefSeq names its product spondin 2 (gene SPON2). Lineage: Eukaryota; Metazoa; Chordata; Mammalia; Carnivora; Phocidae. Gene Ontology annotation, cellular component: extracellular matrix. Gene Ontology annotation, biological process: cell adhesion. The record is from RefSeq and is a predicted model, not a curated record.